Molecule: messenger RNA, 2506 nt
Organism: Pangasianodon hypophthalmus (striped catfish)
Lineage: Eukaryota; Metazoa; Chordata; Actinopteri; Siluriformes; Pangasiidae
Gene: tmem242
Product: transmembrane protein 242
Exons: 4
Coding region: 61-495 (144 amino acids)
Source: RefSeq, a predicted model, not a curated record
CCAUAAACAAAGGUUCCGCCGAGUUUCCACCCGGUCUUCUAUUAGAGGGACACAGUGAAGAUGGCAGCCGAGGAGCUGAAUGUCAACACACCUCCUGCUGGGAAUGACAGUGUGGACGAGGCUAAACUACAAAUGUUAAAAGGUGGUGCGUUUCUGACGACAGUGGCCACUGCAGGAAUGAUCGCUGGUUUCGGCUCGACCCUCGCUUUGGCUAAGAAAAGGAGCCCUGAGUGGUUUAAUAAGGGUGUAGUGGGCACGGCGGCGGUGCCUGAGAGCGGAGCGUCGUUAGCCCUGCGUGCACUCGGAUGGGGUUCGCUGUAUGCCUGGUGUGGAGUCGGCCUUCUCACUUUCACAGUGUGGAAAGCUCUGGGUGUUCACAGCUUGGUGGAAUUUCGACAGAAAAUGCAAUCCAUCUUUCCUGCCAUUCCGAAAAAUGAAGACGUUCAGCCAAACGCAGUACCUUUCAACUGGGACUCGCUAUUUAAGUCCAAAUGAUCACUGACGUGCCAGUGAAGAGAGCUUUACAUGUCUGCUCACUGGAUAGACAACCUGAGAAGUGACUGCCAGGUCAGAUGAGAAUCAAGAUUCCUUCCACUUCUUACCCUAAGACUUUUUAGGGACUGUAUUCACAUCUAUGAUGUUGAAGAAUCAAUCUGGAGACUUGUGUCUGUCUGUGUGUGUGCAAACUAAAACUAACAGCAACCGGCUUUUUCAAGAACCAGAAUCUCUGGACAUCUGAUAAUGAAGCUCCUGGUUCAAAGGACAUUUUGCUUUCCUAAGUAGUACCAUUUGGUGGAAGAGCUUUGUGUGUCAAACACAGCCAUUUAAAUUAGCUUAGGGAGUGUGGAGCAGUUUUGAUUAAAAAAAAAAAAAAAAGAUUAGUGUGUGGGUGCAAUGUGUACAGAGAUUAAAUUUAAAAUUUAAAUGUAAUGCUGCUGGGUUUAUCUCCAGGGAAUAUCAUGUAAAACAGGGAUCGUCAACUGGUGGGUUGUGGUCUGGAUGCGGAAAUGGCAAACUACACUGUAGCCAAAAGUACACGGACACCUGACCGUAACACUCAUAUGUGCUUUUUGAACAUCUUAUUGCAGAUUUAUUCCACUAGAUUUUGGAGUGUGGCUGUGGGGGUUUGAGUUCAUUCAGCCACAAGAGCAUUAGGGAAGUCAGGUGAGGAGCCCUGGUGUGCAGUCAGUGUUCCAGUUCAUCCCAAAGGUGUUCAGUGGGGAUGAGGUCAGGGCUCUGUGCAGGAUACGCCACCAACCUUGGCAAAUCAUGUCUUCAUGGAGCUUGCUUUGUCAUGCUGGAACGGGUUUGGGCCUCUUGGCUCCAGUGAAGGGAAACUGUAAUGCUACAGCAUACAAAGACAUUCUAUACAAUUGUGUGCAUUCAACUUUGGGGCAACAGUUUGGGGAAAAAACACAUAUGGGUGUGAUGGUCAAGUUUGCUUGUGUAAAAAAAAAAAAUAAAUAAAGUGCUAACAUGAAGCACCAGUGCAAACCAAAACACAGUUAAAUCAAUUUUAUGUCUUUAUAGCCUUGAACAUACCACUAAUGGUUAGGUAACUGCUGUCACCAGGUAGUCAUGUUAGUUGCUUAACCAGACCUUUGUAAACAAUGAAUUUUAGUAACUGGUCCUUCAUAAGUUCUAGUCUCUGGUGUAAGAUAUUAAAAAUGUUUGUAUGAAACUAAACCUGAGUGUUAUGUUAAAUAUACAUCCAAAAAGUUUUAAUAGAAAAAAUAUAAAUUCCAGGACUUUAAACUCAGUUUCAAGUAGGGAGUCGGGUUUUGAUGGAAGCCACAUUGGAGGGACAAGAAACAUCAGCCUUGUAACUGGUCUUAAACAAAAACUUUCCCCAAAAUAUUUACUGGAAGAAUAAAUCAGGCUAUUUGUGGAAAAGCCCAUUUGGCCAGAAGUGAAAAAGGAAGUACUGUUCAGAUGUUCCAGAAAUGCAGCAUGUGACUGCUUCCACAAAUGUAAUUAACAUAAAGUCAUUAAAAUAAAAAGGUCUGAAACACUGAUGUCAGAACAGCCGGGUGGUGAAGCGUAGCUACAUCUGAAUUUACUGCCAGCAUAAAUUAUUUAGGAAUAUUGUACUGUUAUUCUGUGAUUUAUCUAUGAUUAAUUUGUUUGGCAAAGUUCUGGACAUCCAAUGCUCAGUUGUUUUCUCUUUCCAGCACAGCUGAUUCAGCUCAUUAUGUAAUUUUUCAAAGCAUUCAAGAACUGAGUCAGAUGCAUGAGUCAACUAAUGCACUCAAGCGCCCACAACCUUUUAUACUCUGCCAAACUGACAUUAAGAUACCACGGUGCUAUAGUAAACCUGCUUUCUGAGAUAAGAUGUGUAGAGUUUCAGUAUUACUAUUAGUUUUGAAAGUUAUUGUUUCAAAAUGAAAAGACAAAGCACCCAAAAACAACCUUCACAGUGCUCAACCAGAUUUCAUGUACAUUUACUUUAACAUGUGGAACAUGUAGUAUAAAGACUUUAUACUAAUAAACAAUGUUCAUCAAAUCA